GCGUUCUGCGGACGGUUCCGCAUCUCCUGCAUCUCCCGCUCCUCCCGCUCCCGGCCAUGGAGCACUCGCAGGUUGCCAUCAUCGGCAGCGGACUCAUUGGUCGCAGCUGGGCCAUGGUGUUUGCUGCUGGAGGCUUCAAAGUGAAACUUUAUGAUAUUGCACAACAGCAGCUAACAAGUGCACUGGAAAAUAUUCGCAACCAAAUGAAAGAGAUGGAGAAGUCGGGAUUCCUGAAAGGAUCAUCUAGUGCGGAACAGCAGUUUGCUCUCAUUAGCAUUUGUACAGACCUGAAGGCAGCAGUAGAGGGUGCUACUUUCAUUCAGGAAUGUACUCCAGAGAACUUGGAACUAAAAAAGAAGAUUUUUGGUCAGUUGGAUCUUAUUGUGGGCGACAAUGUUAUCUUGAGCAGCUCGACCUCUUGCCUCUUACCCAGCAAAUUGUUCACUGGCCUUAAACAUGUUAAGCAGUGUAUUGUGUCACAUCCUGUAAAUCCGCCUUACUUUGUGCCAUUGGUUGAAAUUAUUCCUCAUCCAGAAACAGAUCCUUCUACUACAGAGAGAACAUAUGCCCUGAUGAAGAAGAUUGGUCAAUCUCCUGUCAAACUAAACAGAGAAAUUGAAGGGUUUGUUCUGAAUCGACUACAGUAUGCAGUGAUAAGUGAAGCCUGGAGACUUGUGAGUGAAGGAGUAAUAUCUCCUACUGAUCUAGACCUUGUGAUGUCUGACGGAUUGGGAAUGCGAUAUGCAUUUAUUGGACCUCUGGAAACCAUGCAUCUUAAUGCAGAAGGUAUUGCAAAUUAUUGUGAAAGAUACUCUGAAGGAAUGAGACUUGUUCUGAAUACCUUUGGGCCAGUUCCAGAAUUUUCAGGUGAAAUUGUGCAGAAAGUCAAUCAGGCAAUGUCUGAAAAAAUUCCAGUGGUGCCAAAAGUCCUGGAUGCCAGGAGAAAAUGGAGAGAUGAAUGUCUCAGUGGUCUUGCCAAACUGAAAACACAAAUGAAAUCCAACUGAGGUGCACCUUGUCUAAUAGGAGAGACCAAAUGAAGAGCAGAUCUUCAUUAAAAAGUGGAAAUUUUGUGUCGUGCAGAAGAGGAGACUGAAUGUGCAACCAAUGAUAUGUGCACAUGUAGAGACCAAUGAAACAUUUGGUCCAGAUUUGACAAAUUAAUGAAUAACUAGGAACAGUUAUUAAAAAGUUCAGUUAAAAUUUAUCAAAUUACUGUAUAAAUGCAUUAGAUGUGCAAGCAUUAAGUAGCUUUAGCAAUAUUAAUAUUGUGCAAUGCUGGAACACAAUCAUGUUUUAAAUAAUGCAUUUUUCAGCUUGCUUAGGAAUUCAGCACUUGAACAAUAUUUGCUUAUGCAGGGAUCUGAAGCAGGCAAACAUCGUCUUGUUUGUCACUGGAGAAAAUUAUCCCUCACCCACCAAUCACUGUGCCAGUGAGGUUUAUUUGUGAGGCUGUGGCUGCAGAUAGGAGAAGGCUGUAUUGAGUAAAGAGUGGAUUUACUGGCCAGUAAGCUGAGACCUCAGCAGCAGUAAGGGUCACUUCAACUCAUCUCUCUUACUGUACCACAAUGUAGGGGAAAGAAUUGCUCCUUCUUUCCCACCCUUUGGCACUUCUGUAUCUGUAUGGUGAUCUAAAUGUAAGUAAAUAGAGAAAAUUCCCCCCUUCGUUCCCUACCCCUGGUUCUGUUAGACUUACCAGAGACCUACUUGGUCUUCAAGACCAUGCACUUGAUACCCCGUGGCUUUUCCCACCAAUGUUUGGUGCUGGCCAUAGACAUUGCUGCAUUAGUAUGUGCCCCAUUUUAAGACUUGUCUCUGAGAAAUAAGAGAUUUUGAUUUAGUAGCUAGUUUGGGAGACAGGACCGUGUAGUGGGUCUGUCUGGGCUUUCUCCGUGACCAUCUAAAUGAUCUUGGGAAGCCAGUUCACCUCUCUCAUGCCCGGUCUGUUUUAUCCAUUAGCUGAAGCAAGAUCUGCUUCUUUAGGACUCAGCUGUAGUGAGUGUAACAGCUGCAGCUGAAGGGACCUCAGGGAUCUGGGUUGGAAUUAGAUGGUCUUUAAGUUCCCUUCCAACCCAAGCCAUUCUUUGGUUCCGUGAUCUGCUAUUUUGCUCCCCUGCAGAGGGAAAGAUACAGUGACUUAAAUGUAGCAUUUCGGCUUUACUGAUGCCCUUCCCUUUGGGAGACAUAACAUCUCCUCCACAGGCAAGGACGCAGGAUACACCUGGAAUUAAUAUCAACCUCAGGUGCUACCGUGGCAGGUUUUCUUCCACAGCAAAGUGUUAUUAUGAAUGUCUGAACCCUGUAAUAUGGUUGGACUUUGAUCUUAACUGGAACCUUGGGGCAUUAUUGUUAUGCAAAUAGUAAGAAUAACUUGAAACAGUGCAUUGCACCCACCCUUCUUGAGUUAUGCGUUUCUGAAUUUGUGCUAACUGGUCAUGUAACUUCAGUCACAGCACAGGUGCAGAAGUUUUAAGCUGUCGUUUUGCUAAUUCUCAUGUUUUUUUAUAGAGGA
Empidonax traillii (willow flycatcher) is the source of this 2512-nucleotide messenger RNA. RefSeq names its product crystallin lambda 1 (gene CRYL1). The record is from RefSeq and is a predicted model, not a curated record. Gene Ontology annotation, biological process: fatty acid metabolic process. Lineage: Eukaryota; Metazoa; Chordata; Aves; Passeriformes; Tyrannidae. Gene Ontology annotation, molecular function: L-gulonate 3-dehydrogenase activity; NAD+ binding. The coding region runs from base 57 to 1007 and encodes 316 amino acids. The transcript has 8 exons.